AUGCGAGACGGAAAGUACGCACCCCAGACGGCUACCCUGCGCAUGAAGCAGGACAUGGAGAGCAACAACCCGCAGAUGUGGGACAUUACAGCGUACCGCAUCCUCGAGGAUAAUAAGAAGCAUAUACGCGCACCGGACUCGAAGAUGUACCCGACGUACGACUUUACGCACUGUCUGUGCGACAGCUUCGAAGGCAUCACGCAUAGUCUUUGCACAACGGAAUUUAUCCUGUCGAGGGAGAGCUACGAAUGGCUGAACAAGACGCUGGAAGUCUACGAGCCCAUGCAGCGAGAAUUUGGGCGAUUGAAUGUUACCGGCACCGUCAUGAGCAAAAGAGUGCUGAAAGCGCUUGUUGAGAGGAAGAUUGUCCGUGGCUGGGACGACCCGCGACUGUAUACUCUAAUUGCGCUGCGAAGAAGAGGCGUCCCUCCUGGCGCCAUCUUGUCCUUUAUCAACGAGCUGGGCGUCACUACUGCCCGGACAUUUAUCCAGGCAACACGCUUCGAGCAGUCUGUGCGCCGCUAUCUGGAGCAGACAGUGCCUCGUCUCAUGCUUGUUCUGGACCCUAUUCUUGUUACUAUUCAGGAUCACGAAGGUGUCCUGGAGCUCGAGGCGCCCUUUUCACCCAAAGAUCCUUGCCUUGGGACGCACAAGCUGGCCUUGACCAAGACAAUCUACAUCGAUCGAGCCGAUUUUCAAGACACUGAUGAUAAGAACUACUAUAGACUCGCGCCUGGAAAGACGGUGGGCUUGCUUCAGGGUCCGUCUCCCAUUCGCGCCGUGUCGUUUACCAGGGAUGAGGCUACAGGCAGAGUGACCGCCAUUGACGCUGUCUUUGACAAGACCACAAAGCCAAGAGCCUACAUACACUGGGUUCCAGACGGCUCCACCAAAGCGGAAGCGAGAAUUUACGCUCCGCUGUUCAAGUCGGAGAAUCCCAUGGGGGCAGAGGGGGAAUUCUUGAACGACGUCAAUCCCAGCAGCGAGACAGUGUACCCGGAUGCAAUGAUUGAGGCGGCGCACUGCGCGUCGGCUACUUUGCUGUCGACUCUGAUACUACUGAGGUAA
Molecule: messenger RNA, 1068 nt
Organism: Akanthomyces muscarius
Lineage: Eukaryota; Fungi; Ascomycota; Sordariomycetes; Hypocreales; Cordycipitaceae
Exons: 4
Coding region: 1-1068 (355 amino acids)
Biological process (GO): translation; glutaminyl-tRNA aminoacylation
Cellular component (GO): cytoplasm; cytosol
Molecular function (GO): ATP binding; glutamine-tRNA ligase activity
Source: RefSeq, a predicted model, not a curated record